Triplophysa dalaica is the source of this 3664-nucleotide messenger RNA. RefSeq names its product coiled-coil domain containing 102A (gene ccdc102a). Bases 233 to 1984 code for a protein of 583 amino acids. NCBI's taxonomy places the organism in Eukaryota, Metazoa, Chordata, Actinopteri, Cypriniformes, Nemacheilidae. The record is from RefSeq and is a predicted model, not a curated record. Gene Ontology annotation, cellular component: myosin complex. The transcript is spliced from 9 exons.
CUCACACUCCCCCUGCCUUCGGUGGGAAAAUUCCUGCUGGAACAUCCAUAGUAGAUUGAACUCUGGAAUUAUAGCGAAAAAACACUCGUCUGUGACACAAGGCAGGGGAUUUUCGUGCAUGUUCUUUCACAUAUCGUCCAGAAAGCCAUCAUCUUGAUGUGGAUCAUGGCUUCCUGAUUUGAUCUUCUGGACCCCUGUCAUCUGGUUCCUUGGAUCCAACAUUGGCUCAGUGAUGAACCACACACCCAGCCCCAGCCACAUGACUGAGGCCGCCAAGUCCGGGGCAGGCUUGUUGUGCGGCCUCGGCCUGGGCCCGGAUAGGAUGCGUUCCCCUGACAGCCUGACCCACACAUCCAGCCCGUCGGGAGGAACGCCCAGCUCCAGCCCACCCCUGCUGCUCUCUCCAGGCCUGGGCUGCGAUGGAGGCAUUGGGGACUGGGAGAGCCGCGAGGAGCUCCGUCUGCGCGAGCUGGAGGAGGCACGGGCACGUGCGGCUCAAAUGGAGAAGACCAUGCGCUGGUGGUCAGACUGUACAGCAAACUGGAGGGAGAAAUGGAGUAAGGUCCGUGCCGAACGCAACAGGGCACGGGACGAGGUCCGGCAGCUGAGGCAGCGUUUGGACGCCCUAACCAAAGAGCUGACAGGGGUGAGACGAGAACGGCAAGAGCUGGCGGCUGAAAACGAACAGCUGCGACUGGAGGCCCAAAGGGUCCGGGCUGAGCAGAGCUCCCCGGCUGAUACUUCCUCCACACCUGUAUCUGACUCCUCGACAGCCUCCGCCCACUCCUGCCAGCUGACAGAACCAGACAGCAAGCAGCCGAAGCAGGAUGAGGAGAGAGUGAGAGAUGGACCAGGCUCUCCAGAGCAGGAACCCGUGAGAGAUGUUGGCACAGAGAAACCAGACAGACAGAAGGAGUUGGAGUUAUUGGAGGCUCUUCUCAGGGCAAAGUCAGAGGCUCCAGAAUCAUGGGACAUGCGCAGUGUCAGUAGCUUGCGCUCGGUUCUGAGUCGGCAUGAUCGGAGCAGACUUCUGUGGGAGGACCUGGCUGCCCUGGAGGAGGACUCCAGCAAGCUCAACGCACUCCAGCUCCGCCUUGACGAGUCCCAGAAAGUCCUGCUGAAAGAACGAGAGGAUAAACACACGCUCAUUAAGAACAUUGAGAAGCUGGAGACAGAUCUGAGUCAAUGGAAACUCAAAUAUGAGGAGCUGAACAAGAUCAAACAAGAGGCUUUAAAACAGCUGAACUUGCUGAAAGAAGUACACCAGGAUGAGCUGGGUCGCAUGUCUGAAGAUCUGGAGGACGAGCUGGGUGCUCGUACCAGUAUGGACAAGAAACUGGCAGAGCUGCGUUCAGAGAUGGAGCGUCUCCAGGUGGAGAACGCUGCCGAGUGGGGUCGUCGAGAGCGUCUGGAGACGGAGAAGCUGGCUCUAGAGAGGGAAAACAAAAAGCUGCGUGCCCAGAUGGAAGACCUGGAGGAGCAGCUGGCACGCAAGCGCAGGCAGGCCGCCAGUGCCCUGGACACUGACCUCAAGACCAUCCAGUGUGAACUGUUCGAGAGGAACAAGGAACUGGCAGAUUUGCGGCACGUGCACUCCAAGGUUAAGAAACAGUACCAGGAUAAGACGGCCGAGCUGGCUCAUGCAAACCGGCGUGUGGAGCAGCAUGAAGCGGAAGUUAAGAAGCUCAGACUGAGGGUGGAGGAACUGAAGAAAGAGCUGGGUCAGGCUGAAGAUGAGUUGGAUGAAGCUCAUAACCAAACCAGAAAGCUACAGAGGUCUCUGGAUGAGCAGGUUGAACAAUCAGAGAACCUUCAAGUUCAGCUGGAGCACCUACAAUCCAGGCUAAGGCGUCAGCAGAAUCCUGGUAUGUUUGGCAAUAUCAGGACAUCGGCUUCAUCACGUUUUGGGCCUGAAAAUGCAGAUGGACCAGCCAGUGAUCCAGAUGAUGAAGAGGAGGAAGCACUUCAGCUCCAGAUCCCCUGAAACAUUCACUCCAGACCACGGGAAUGUACGAAAGACUCAUAGAUUGCACCCAAGCAUUUCACCGUCCUCUUUAUUUCAUUUCACAGCUGGAACCAUCGAUUUGAAAGACUAGACUGUCUGUCUCCACUCCCCUCAGCAGACAGAUGAUGUCAACAAUAAACAACUUAAAAAGUGUGUGCCAGAGACAAACCAGUGCUGUAAACUGUUUCUGAAGUCUUGUUUAAAGGUCAUUUGUUUGUUUUUCUGUUGUUGGUUACAGUCCAAGAAGGCACAUAUAUUAUAGAAUUACAGAGAUACUAUAUACAUGUAUUUACUGGUUCAUAGACUGCUAGUUGAGUAAAUUUGUGAGUUAGCUUUUCUCCCUGUAUUUCAAUAAUUACUCAGACAAACGUGUCUUGUGCUGUUUCGUAAAGGGAUAGUCACCCAAAGUAUGUUCAUGCAUGCAUCAUCUUUCCUCAUUUAUUCACCCUUAUGCUGUUCAAAACCUGUGUAGGACUCUGUGGAGCACAAAAGAAGAUAUUUUGAAAAAAAAGUCUCAGUGGUUUCGGGCCCAUACAACGGAAAUCAAUGGUGGUAAAAAGACAAUUUGGUGAGCAAAGCAUUCUUCAAAAUAUCUUCUUUUGUGUUCAACAGAAGAAAGAAAGUCAUACAGGUUAAGAAUGGCGUGAGGGAGUAAAUGAUCAAGGAAUUUUCAAUUUUGGGUGAACUAUCCUUUUAAAUAUCAUAGGAAUCACCUCUAUAUGUUUUCAGGGUCCUAUAAACCUGCGGCAUAGGCACCAAACAGUCCAUUUGAAAUAUUGUGUCUCGCAUAUAAUAGUAGCAUAUAAUGGCACACACACGAUCAAGCCUAAUACGCCAUUGUGUUUAAACUAUCAAAGAUAAAAUUAUAUGUUUUGGACAUUACAUCCCCAUUUUCAGUCUGAUCUGUGACCUCAGAUGAGCUCUAAAAUCAUCUUAAGCAGUUGUUCAUACUUGUGUCUCUGCUGCUUAUCUACAUUCAAGCUUCCUCUUCUUUUUCCUUGUCAUCACUUGCUUUGUAAUUUGUGUCGCUUGUCAGCCAUACAUUUUUCCUCUUGCUCUUCACUUUCAUUUUUAUUUCAUAUUUAAUCAUUCGUCAGCACUCCUGUACACACCCCCAUCUUGAGAACUAACUCUCACAUCAAUAUUCAAAACAACCCAUUUAGCACAUGAUGAUUUUGUUUCCUGUGUCUGGGGAGCAUUUUAUUUCUGCUGUGUUGUUACUGAUGGGCCAGCAAGUGCUGCUGUUCAGCAGUAGACCUGCUUGUAAUUGUCCCAGAGCUUUUCCCGUGGCCACAUAAACGUGUUUCCGUCUUUGCAGUGGAAGAGUCGUCUUGUGUUAUGUACAGUAGGAUGUGGGGAAACUUGUAAAUGAGUCGGUGGGGUUCUUUUAACAAAAGUACAACCAGAGUUCUUUCCUUUCGUGCAUAACGUUACUUGUGCACGAGGGAACACUUUGUUCUGUUGAUAUUUAAGCAGUUGUUUAAGCAAUAUGAUGCUGUCUACACAUCAGCAAUGGGACCAAUACUGACCCGACUGGGACAUUUAUACUGGUCAUAUUAAAGUAUUUAUCAGAGCUCGUUUUUUACUUAAGUGGUCUGUAUUACAGUUUUGUAUUUUUUUGUGUUUGUAUUUUACUUCUAUAAAUGUUAAGUGUAUAUA